UCCUGUUUAAAUAGCUCAUAUCCUAACACUUCCAAAGGGAACAUGUGUAACAGGUGUAACGCUGGGGGGAGACAGAGGUCUUUAUUAAACUCUUUACAGUGGAGCAGGGAGAGACUGCGGAGGUCCAUGAGUCAUGCCCGCCAGUCAUUAUCAUAGGGGAGGUGCCCACUCAGCCCAGGAGACCAACUCUGACGGCGUGGAAGAAAUGGAGCUUAUUUUCUGGAGGGCAGCGAGUCGGAGGAUGGUCUGAACCCGCGAAUAUUCCGAUGCAUGUGCAUUUCAUGUAUUUGAGAUUAUGUGCACGCAACUUUUCUGCCUUCAAGAAGAAGAAGAAGAAGAAGAAGAAGAAGAAGAAGAAGAAGAAGAAGAAGGUUUGAUCGCAGCAGAAUGGAACAUCCAUCAGGUUUUGGAGAAGUUCGUCCAGAGAAAGGAUCGCCUCGUGUCCUUAUUGUUGUUAUGGAUGAUAUGACGGGCUGGGCUGCGUUUGUUCGCUGGCGGCGUGGACGGAUCUCAGGUGAGCCAGUGGAGCAGCACGCGGAGCGGAGAGGCGCACAAGGUUCAACUCACGAGGGGAGAAAACACUGGAGCCCAAGAACAAGAGCAUGAUACGGUCACUAUAGGGGACGGAGCAAUGUGGCACAGACACACACAAACACACACACACACACACACACACACACAGGGAAAAAAACAAAACUUCCACAGUAAACAAUUACAGUAACACUAAGUUACUCCCACUAAGAUACUCCUCUUCUAUUUACAAGAAACGUAUUCCUGUGGGCGGGGUCAGGCGCAAGCCAGGUUCAUUUAAAAAUGAAAUGUGAAAGUAAAUUUUACUCGGUGACUGAACGGGCUACUCUUCAGCUAUGGCUCUCUGCCAGUAUGUCACAUCUCCACCUAAAAUGGAUGAAGGUCCAAGCCAAAGAAAAAGAGCCAGAAAGGCUGAUGGUCCAGUGAAGUUGGCAGGUCAGCAGUUUGAUCUACAUGUCUUCAAGCAGUGCAACAGUGAAAAAGGUCCAGAUUAUCUAAGACUGGUGUCAGAACUUGUGCUCCAAUUUAAAGGCACGACUUCCGCCUUGAAGAAUCCAGCCGGGGCCACACUGAUAAUAGGAGAGGUGGAUGACACCAUUUACAGAAAGGAAGAUAAAGUGGUGAAUGGGUGGGGGAAAUUCUACCUUCCUGAGGUGAUGAGCAUGCAGGUUGUAGGUGUAGUGGAGGAGACCUCGUGCCCGUGUGACCAGCUCGUUCUGAUGACCUGUGAGGACAGAGAGAUCUAUGCCUACGAUGGAGAGGAGCUGCAUGUGGUGGCUUCAAGCCUGAAGCAGCUGUGUGACAAGGGAAUAGAGUAUCCAGCAUCCAAGAGCUAUUACAGAGGGGAGGCCUUCAAGAAUAUGACCAAGCAGGACUGGGAUAAAGUAAGGAACAGUCCUGAGGGGAGGAGGCUGGAUACAGAGCAUCAUCACCUGGUGCAAAAACACAAGUCCAAAUUCUUGGAGAAUCUCAGAUACACUCAAUUUAAAGAUUAACAGCUGAUGUGUUAUGGUUUGUAGUGUUGGACUGAAUUCAAAUACAAGAGGCUUAAAGAGCUGAAGAAGUAAAGCUGAGUCUCCAGCACCUGUGUCUCUCAGAAAGACACAGCAAACCUUAGUGCAGUCAGGUACUUUGGAGUCUCUGUGUCCACUUGCAGCCCUAAUCCUAAAUUAUUCUGUGCUGCUGUAUCCCACCUCAGCACCUGGGACUGUUAUCUGACUGAUGAAGUGAUGACCUGCUACCCAAAGAAGUCCACGAAGCAGUAUUUUGAUAUUAGGUCAGAUGCCAGGUGUUUAACCUCAGUCAAGGACGACAAAUUGAUUCUGGCAGUUCAUGUGGGAAGUUGUUUGAUUAGACAUCAAGUAAAACAAAGUCGUGGCUCUACAGCAACUGUGCCAACAUGACAGAUCUCUUUUUAUGUGUAAAAAGUAAAAACAUAUUUCUUUGUUGAUCAAAGAUGUAAAUAUAUCCUGCUUUAUCAUCAUAAAUUAUUGAUGGUCCAGCUAUUUACGACAAUAAAGAUAUGAAUAUGUGUUAACUGCUCGAAUGAUGUUUGCAGAAGAUGCACAUGUUGAUGUACUGAUUAUGGGAUUCACAAUAAAACAAUGGUGAUAUAA
Molecule: messenger RNA, 2147 nt
Organism: Acanthopagrus latus (yellowfin seabream)
Lineage: Eukaryota; Metazoa; Chordata; Actinopteri; Spariformes; Sparidae
Exons: 6
Coding region: 867-1526 (219 amino acids)
Source: RefSeq, a predicted model, not a curated record